Ixodes scapularis (black-legged tick) is the source of this 1596-nucleotide messenger RNA. RefSeq names its product 4-coumarate--CoA ligase 1-like. Bases 1 to 1596 code for a protein of 531 amino acids. The transcript has 9 exons. Lineage: Eukaryota; Metazoa; Arthropoda; Arachnida; Ixodida; Ixodidae. The record is from RefSeq and is a predicted model, not a curated record.
AUGGUGAGAGCACGCAUUGAGGACGGCAUCGUCUAUUCGCCAUUUCCUGAGCACCCUCCUGCUGAGAUUUCGAUGUUCGAAGCCGUACGCCGGUCCCUCAUCAAACACGGAGACAAGACUGCGCUGAUUAUUGACGACGAGAAGAUCACGCACACGGAGAUGCUCAGUAUGUUUCGAAGGUUCGCCGCCGGCUUCCAAAGACAAGGCGUACGACCAGCCGACCGUGUUUUCGUUCACAUUGAAAACUCCGUGGAGAGCUUUAUCGCUUUGUACAGCGUUAUAUUUGCUGGGGGCGUUGUCAUCUUAUCUGAUCCGCAAUUGACAGUGGAUGAAAUUUUACUCAGAAUGAAACAUGGAAAUGCAUCUCAUGUGCUCUCAAUCUCGAAAGAUUGUCAUAAGUUUAAGAAGAUAAAGGAAGAAAUGAAUCUCAAGAAAAUUUUCGUCGUAGGGAAGUCCGAAGGAUGCACGUCGAUGUCAGAGUCUACAACCCUGAAUGAGAGUGAGUUCCAAGAAGUGCCACUGACUAACGUCAAGAAAGAACUGGCCGCUCUGACUUACACAUCGGGUACCACCGGUAUCUCCAAAGUUGUUGAAGCAACCCAGUACAGCUUCGUGACAGCCUUAGAGCCCUCCAGGUUAGACAUAACUUUCGACGAGACUGAAGUCAUCGCCACGUGGGGACAACUAACGUUUUCCUUCGGCUUCCGCUAUUUCCUGAGCAUCGUGUGCUCCGGUUCCACCGCCGUUGUUCUUUCACGAGACACACCGGUCCAGAAAAUGGUCGAUACUCUCCGUAAGCACGAGGUCACGACUCUUUCCGGACCCGUCGUGGUACUACAGCAGCUCGUUAAAGAAUUGGAAAGAACGAGCGCGAGGCUCGACAGCGUGACCAAGGUGGAGGCGUACGGCGUUCUCCUCUCGAAACAGGUGGCCAGGGAAAUUCUUUCCGCAUUCAAUUUGAAAGGGUUCAGGAAUCCCUAUGGGGCAACGGAAGGUGGAGGCAUGAUCUGCACGACCUUGAAAAACCGGAUCGCUUGCGACACAAUUGGGUUUCCUGUGCCCAUGACUCAAAUAAAGGUUGUUGACACGGAGACAGGAAGAGUACUCGGGCCAGGAGAAAAAGGGCAAUUGUACAUCAGAUCGCCGGCGCUAUUGGCGAGCAACCGCAACAACCCGGACUCCACUUCGGUUGUGUUUACCACUGACGGCUGGAUGCUAUCAGGUGACAUCGGAUACUAUGACGACGCCGGGCAGUUCUACAUCGUCGAAAGAAUGAAGGACUCCUUUAAGUGCAUGGGACGUCAGGUCUUACCAACGGACAUCGAAGCUGUACUGCUGAGUCACGCAGACGUCGCUGAAGCAGCGGUUGCUGGCGUUCCUCAUGACCAGUAUAAUGAGGUCGCCAAAGCCUUCGUCGUGCUCAAGCCUGCUUCGCAAAACAAGGCCAUAAGAGCCACGGAAAAUGAUCUGCAAGACUUCGUUGCAGAUCGUGUUCCAAUCUACAAGCGCCUGUACGGAGGAGUAGUGUUCCACGAUUUUCUGCCAAAAACCGGCACGGGAAAGAUUCAGAAGCAAAUUCUGAAGGGAACUGCCUAA